This is a messenger RNA of Podarcis raffonei (Aeolian wall lizard), 2719 nucleotides long. RefSeq names its product cytochrome P450 2J2-like. Gene Ontology annotation, biological process: xenobiotic metabolic process. Gene Ontology annotation, cellular component: cytoplasm; intracellular membrane-bounded organelle. NCBI's taxonomy places the organism in Eukaryota, Metazoa, Chordata, Lepidosauria, Squamata, Lacertidae. Gene Ontology annotation, molecular function: iron ion binding; heme binding; oxidoreductase activity, acting on paired donors, with incorporation or reduction of molecular oxygen, reduced flavin or flavoprotein as one donor, and incorporation of one atom of oxygen. The record is from RefSeq and is a predicted model, not a curated record. Bases 530 to 2035 code for a protein of 501 amino acids. The transcript has 10 exons.
UGGACUUAAGCAGAACACUUUGCUUUUGCCACCCACCCACCCACUAUUUGCACAAAAUAACUUCAAGGGAAUACCUGUGCCAGAUGCUUCCCAGCUGCUAUGAAAAGUGAACAGCAAGACAAGAAGCUGGAUAGAAAAGCAGGAAUCAGAAGGUCUUUAGGACCCUGGGGCGUUUCUAUCAGCUUGUGUCCAAAACUUGCAGUUUGCUCAUUGGCUCAAAACAGGGAAAAAGGUCUUGCUUGUUUCUCUCUCUCCCCUCUCAGGAGAGGGAACAAAUAGCUUGCUUUCACCCUUUGUAAAGGAAGGUCAGAAUCAAGGCCAGGGUCCCAAGACACUGUGGGCUUCCUCUGGCUCUCUUCUAAAGAGCCUACUGAAUAGGUCUUCCUGUGCAGCUCUAACUGGUUCCUGUCACUGAAGAGAGCAGCUGGCGCAUUAGCCAAGAACACAGGUGUGGCUGCUCUAGUGGUAUCAGAUUCGGGUUUCCCUCAGCAGACCAAUCUGCAAAAGGAACACCUAGGUGGGUUUGAAGAUGCUGCUGCAGCUGCUCUCUGUCCUCUGGGAGGCCUUGUCCCUGCAGGUCGUUCUGGUGUUUCUGGCUACAUUUCUACUUCUUGCUGAUUACAAGAGAAAUAUUCGCCCAAGGAAUUACCCCCCAGGGCCCAUGCCUCUUCCUUUGCUGGGUAAUAUGCUACAUGUGGAUUUCAAGAAGCCUCACAUUUCAUUACAAAAGCUUAUAGAAAAAUAUGGCAAUGUCUACAGUCUUCAGGUUGGAAGCAUGAGGUUUGUGUUUGUGAAUGGAUUGCAUCUGGUGAAAGAGGCUCUUGUCCAUCAGGGUGAAAACUUUGUAGAUCGACCAAGUAGUCCUACUACCCAGGAAAUAUUUGGGACAUCUGGACUGGUCUUCUCUAAUGGUCUCAUCUGGAAACAACAAAGACGAUUUGCCUUAUCAACACUCAGAAACUUUGGUUUGGGCAAAAGGUCUUUAGAAGAAAGAAUACAGGAGGAAAGCCGUUACUUAAACGAAGCAAUAGAAGCUGAGAAAGGGCAGCCAUUUGACCCUCAAUUUCAGAUUCAUAAUGCUGUUUCAAAUAUCAUCUGUUCCAUCACUUUUGGGGACCGCUUUGAUUACCAUGACAGCCGUUUCCAUAAUUUAUUGCACCUGUUUGAGGAGACAAACCGCCUUCAGGGAAGUUUUUGGAGUGUGCUGUACGAUGCAUUUCCUACUGUCAUGAAGCACUUGCCAGGGCCCCAUCACACACUUUUUAAAAAAUGGGGGCAGGUGAAAUCCUUUGUGAGAGAAAUCAUUGAAAAACACAAAGAAGACUGGAACCCAUCUGAACCCAGAGACUUCAUUGACGCCUACCUAAAUGAAAUGGCCAAGGUGAGAGAUGAAAAGGAGGAUACCCCUUCCAGUUUCCAUGAAGAAAGCCUCCUACAAUCAACACUGAAUCUGUUUUCUGCUGGAACAGAAACAACUUCUACAACCCUGCGCUGGGCUUUGCUGUACAUGGCCAUAUACCCAGAAAUUCAAGCAAAAGUCCAAGCAGAAAUAGAUUCUGUGAUUGGCCAGUCUCAUCAGCCAGCAAUGGAUGACAGGGACAGCAUGCCGUAUACCAAUGCGGUUGUUCAUGAAAUUCAAAGAAUAAGCAACAUUGUGCCUGUGAAUUUGCCCCGGAUGACAACUAAGGACACUACACUCGCUGGGUUUCAUAUUCCCAAAGGAACCAUAAUGCUCGCCAAUUUGACCUCUGUGCUGUUUGACAAGGAUGAGUGGGAAACACCCAAUGAGUUUAAUCCUGGCCAUUUCCUGGAAAAUGAUCAGUUCAUGAAAAGGGAAGCGUUCUUGCCAUUCUCUGCAGGAAAGCGAGUUUGUCUGGGAGAGCAGUUGGCGAGGACUGAGCUCUUUCUUUUCUUCACUGCCCUAAUUCAGAAGUUCACUUUCCAAGCUCCAAAGAAUGAGACAUUAAGCCGUGAAUAUAGGAUGGGUUUGACAUUGUCUCCCCUGCCAUACCGGAUAUGUGCAUUCUCUCGCUAAGGGACCCAUCUUAUAGCAUUGUCAUUUCUUUAAAAAGUUGGAUUAGUUUGUGGGGCAGAAACACACCUGUGGCUUAGUAUUAAUUAUGUUAAGCUAGAAUUGAUUAGGACUUAACCCAAGUAAGUAGGGUUGGAAUUGCAGCCUGUACCUUUAAAAAAAGUGCAUUCAAUCCACAUUUCCCCCCUCAAGGAAUUCAGGCAACUAUAACUUAAGGCUGCUGGGAAUUGUAGCUCUUUGAAGGGUAAACUACAUUUCCCAUGAUUCUCGGGGGGGGGGGGUGUAUGUAUGCAAAUAAUAUUGUUUCAUUGGUGAGGAUCCAAAUUCUAUACCCCCCACUUCUUGGUCAGGCGGUCUAUCCCCCAUCCCACUAUUUUCAAUAUUAUUAUGUCCUGGUUGUAGUGAAGAAAAGGCAUUGCUUGCCCUAAUGGAAUUCUUGCCUAUGUUUAUAAAAUUAGAAGAUGUUGCUUUGAAAAUAUUGUUACAUAACCAAUUCAUAGACUCAUAGAAUUUCAGAGUUGCAAGGGACCCCAAGGCUAAUCUAGGGCUGCCAUAUAUCUGGGUUUUCCCGGACACAUCCAGGAAUUGGGCUGCAAAAUGAUGUCUGGGCAGAUUUUUGCUGAAUAGGCAAAAUGUUUGAGAAAAAUAGGGGCACUUUUUUAAAAAACAACAACAACAAAAUUUAUA